UACAUACUGUAUAAGGUGCAAUUUAUUAAGAUUUUAGAUUAUUAGAAAUACUAAUAUUUACAAAAGGAAAUGAUGAAAGUUGGAUCUUUUUCAUUCACUUGAAUGAAACACUUUUACUUUAAAACCAAAAAUCUUGUUAAAUCCAUGUAGUUGGUGAGGUGAAAAUAUUCUUCAGGUCAUAAUCAUUGAAAGCCAUAUAAUUAAGGGAAAAACUAGGCAAAAUUGGGAUUCAAUAGCAAUAGGCUUGUUGAAAACAAGGCUUCUUGAGUGAGUGAAGUUGGAGUUUGCAGGAUCAGACAAAACUUAGUGAUAGAGCUGAAUCCAUGUUUUAACAAAUAAGGAGACACCUGGAUUUAAACUCAGGAUGCUGGUUCCCUUGGUACUGUGUGCAACUCUCAUGAUAGGAAGUGGUGAAAUUCAAGGUGAUGAAUGGAUUGACCCCACAGAUAUGCUCAAUUAUGAUGCAGCUUCAGGAACAAUGAGAAGACCUGGCAAGGUUAAAAAAAGUGUAAAUUAUGAUGACUCUGAGAAUAGGGAGGCACCAGAUGCCGUUGUGAACUUGCCAAACCCUGCAGCAGUAUCAGAGUGCCAUAGGAAAUUAGAAUCCUUAAUUCAGAAGAUUGAAGAGUAUGAGAAGAAAGAGAAGACCAAGUUAAGUGAAAGCCAUAGCAUUUAUGUUUUUAGGAGAUACUUGAAUAAGAUUUUAAUUGAAGCUGGAAGACUUGGCCUUCCUGAUGAAAACAUUGGUGAUGUGCAUUAUGAUGCCGAGAUCAUCCUUACAAGUCAGGCUCUUUUGGAGAUCAACAGAUUUCUCAAUGAGGAGGACUGGAAAUCAGGCGCUUUGGAUGAGGCAGUUAGUGAUAUUCUGAUUAAUUUUAAACAUCAUGAUUAUGAAGCUUGGAAAUGGAGGUUUGAGGACACUUUUGGAGUUGAUCCAUAUAAUUUGCUUAUGGUACUCUUGUGUUUGGUGUGCAUUACAGUAACUGUAGCUACUGAGCUAUGGACACACAUUGGUUGGUGUACUCAAGUAAAACGCAUUUUAUUCAUCAGUUUUCUCAUCAGUUGUGGAUGGAACUGGAUCUACUUAUAUAAGAUAGCCUUUGCACAGCAUCAAGCUGAAGUGGCCAAAAUGGGAAAUUAUGACACAGUAUGUGAUAAGAAGAUAGACUGGAGUGAGAGUCUUUUUGAAUGGUUUAGAAGUUCAUGGACAUUCCAGGAUGAUCCUUGUCAGAAGUACUAUGAAACGAUACUAGUAAAUCCCAUUUGGCUAGUCCCCCCAACAAAGGUAUUGGCGGUUACAUUUACCAGUUUUGUAACAGAACCAUUGAAACAUAUAGGGCAAGGAAUUGGUGAAUUUAUUAAAGCCCUUAUGAAGGAGAUACCAAUGAUGCUACAGAUUCCAGUGUUAAUCAUCCUAGCUGUGGCUGUUCUGGGUUUCUGCUAUGGUGCAGGAAGAUCAGUUGCUACACUAAUACAUUUAACAGGUCCUGAGCGGAAACCACCUCCUUCACUUCCUCCAAGUGACAGGCCACACUGGGAACAAAUAAAUUAUAGUGCAGGUGAUUCAGAUGCCAAUUACAGAAGGAAUGUUGGUGCCCUCAGUGGAGGACCUCAUGACAGAGGAGAUGAUCACAUGAGACUUCAAAAUGGCAACAGAAGCUCUGAAGUUCUGCUGCCAGGUGGUACACCAAAUGCACGAAGAGAAGAGCAUCACAAGUGUAGAUUGCACCCUGUGUCUCAAGAUCAAACAAUUUUUAGAGUGAAAACCAAUGUAGAUGAAAACCGUGAUAGAGAGAUUGCACCUGAAGAGCAGAAACUGUGCACACUUGGAGUUGAACAAGAGUCUGAAAAGAAUUGUGAACCUCAAGCAAGUUGUAGCUUAAAAAAGGAGAAAACAAAUAAGCAAAACUCAAUUGAUAAAACAGGAGAUCAGGAAAAGACGGAGAAGGGCAGUUUACCUCGAUUAAUGGAAGGCACAGAGGAAACUAAAGAAUCUUUGAACUCUACUGGUUUGUGCUAUGGUGCAGGAAAAUCGGUUGCUACAUUAAGAGAUUUUAAAAGUCCUGAGCAGGAACCAUCUCCUUCAUUUCUUCCAAGUGACAGACAGCACUGGCAACAAAUAAAUUAUAGUGCAGGUGAUUCAGAUGCCAAUUACAGAGGGAAUGUUGGUCCCCUCAGUGGAGGACCUUAUGACAGAGGAGAUGCUCUGAGAGAGAGCGAUGAUCACAUGCGACUUCAAAAUGGCUACAGAAGUCCUGAAGUUCUGCCGGCCAGUGAUGUACCAGAUGCACAAAGAGAAGAGCAUCACAAGGAACAAAGUCAGCAGCCUACUAUUGAAGAUCUUCCAGGAACCCCUUAGUUCCCUGAUUUUAUCUUCCUGAUCCAGUGGAACCCCACUGUAGAUGAUAAAUUUC
Messenger RNA from Trachemys scripta elegans, 2414 nucleotides. It is a transcript of the gene CLCC1, whose product is annotated as chloride channel CLIC like 1. Gene Ontology annotation, cellular component: endoplasmic reticulum; membrane. Gene Ontology annotation, molecular function: chloride channel activity. The coding region runs from base 365 to 2359 and encodes 664 amino acids. The transcript is spliced from 13 exons. The record is from RefSeq and is a predicted model, not a curated record. Lineage: Eukaryota; Metazoa; Chordata; Testudines; Emydidae.